UAUUGCUACACGUGCAAGAGCUGUCCAGUUUAUGAACACGGAAUACUUCGUUUACAUUUUAAAAGUGCUGAAUAUGCCGCAAAUAUUUUUGAUGGUAAAGAAAUAGCUCACGUUUAUACGAGGAUAGAUAAUUCAACAACAAUGGCUGCACUUGAAGGUGAAACUAACGUUGUUUCUACAUCAUCUGGACGGACUGUACAAUUUGUUGCCAUAUCAACGAUUUGCCUUAGUGCAACGAAAUGGAUUGGAGGUCAUGGAACAACAGAGGAUACACUUGAGUAUAAUGCCUUUACUAUGAAAGCACGUUCAAAAAUUAUGCGUAACAUUGGUCCCAUGUCAAAUCCUUUUGGAUCAUUUUUAUUAAUACAAGGCCUUAAAACUUUAUUAUUAAGAGUAAGUCAUUUGACAUAUGUGGAAGACGCAAAAAUUCUCGUGAUACAUUCUUCUUCAACGACACAUCAACAAUUAAUGGACGAAGAACAAUUAUCUGCAGGAGUAAAUAAAAAGAUGAUACGACUGACACGUGUCUCUGUUGGCUAUGAACAUAUCGAUGAUAUUAAAGAAGAUUUUACAAUUGCGUUUGAAAAAAUUAAAGAAACCAAUUAACAUUCUUAGCUUUUGUUCACGUAAUUUUAUUUUCACGUUCAGAUAAUAAUAAUAUUAUUUAUCUUAUAUCUAGAUUAAAAGAACACUAUUAUUAUUGUA
Rhizophagus irregularis DAOM 181602=DAOM 197198 is the source of this 705-nucleotide messenger RNA. The record is from RefSeq and is a predicted model, not a curated record. NCBI's taxonomy places the organism in Eukaryota, Fungi, Glomeromycota, Glomeromycetes, Glomerales, Glomeraceae.